AUGUCAUUAUCACGGAAACGACAAAAUGGGAAUUUGUCUGAUGAAAGCUUGUCUGGCAUUAAAAGACAGGCAUUCGGUUAUAAACCUAUAGCAAGAUUAUAUAAUAUUAAACCUGGCCAGCAACAUAUGAGUAUCCCUAGAAAAACUGAAGAUGUCCUUAUUGGAAGAAGUAGCUCGUGUGAUGUUAGAAUUAAUGGCAAUGAUGUUUCUUCCAAGCACUGUAAGUUGACAUUGACUAUAAAUAAUAAUCGAGAAUACUUAUGCAUAAAGGACCUCAGCUCAAAUGGUACCUAUUUAAAUGAUGAAAUAAUAGGUAAAGAUUCGUCUAUAUUACUAAGAAGUGGGGACAAGCUAGAUUUUGCCAAGACAGGGGGAUCCUAUAUAUUUCGAUAUAUCAUUGAUAUUAAAAAUACAAAAGUACAACAGUCGAAGUCUUUCUUUGACGAUUAUAUACUAGGCGAACAGCUAGGUUCGGGGCAUUAUGCUGUCGUUAAAGAAGCCACAGAUAGAUCUACAGGGGACGUAGUAGCUGUCAAAAUUUUCCAUCCAAACAAAACUAAUGGCCAAGGAAACGAAAACGAUGAUGUUAAACUCCAACAAGAAAUGAACUUAUUAUUAUCUAUAAAUCAUCCAAACAUAGUAAGAUUUAUAUCACAUUAUGUGGAGCCAAUCAACCAAUAUUCUGUGACAUCGUACUUGGUGUUAGAAAAAAUGAAUAAUGGUGAAUUGUUCCAAAGAAUUAUUAAUAAACUGAAAUUAAGACAAGACGAAACGAGAGCUAUUUUCAAGCAGCUUCUAUCAGGAUUGAUGUACUUACAUGAGAAUAGUAUUAUACAUAGAGACAUUAAACCAGAAAAUAUAUUACUCGAUAUCACGCCAAGGACAUCAAAAGAUCAGAAGCAAACAGGGCCUUGGGAUGAGAAUGAGUAUGAUAUAAAGGUUAAAAUAGCUGACUUUGGUCUUGCAAAAUUUAUUGGUGAACUAAAAUUCACGAACACAUUAUGUGGAACUCCUGCGUAUGUUGCACCAGAAAUACUAAGCAAUAAAAGAAACUACUCUACAAAGGUUGAUUUAUGGCUGAGUGGAGUAUUGCUAUAUGUAUGUCUUUGUGGGUUCCCUCCGUUUAGUGAUGAAUUGGGACCACCAAAUAUGAGGGAACAAAUAUUGACCGGAAAAUAUGCAUUUUAUUCACCAUAUUGGGAUGACAUUAAUGAUUCUGUAUUACAUUUGAUUAGUUCAUUAUUGGUAGUUAAUCCAAGCGAAAGAUUUGAUGUCAUCCAAACUUGUGAGCAUUAUUGGUUUAAUGAGCAAGAUGAUUCUAGCGACCGCGUGAUGAUAAACAAUGAUGAGAGUGUACAAAGAGCUCCUGUAAGAUCUAAUAGUCUGCCACUAAGUUUAAGAGAUAAAUACAAUUCUGAAAUUAUGAGCGACGCUAACCAAAAGUCUUCAAUUAUGUGA
Messenger RNA from Debaryomyces hansenii CBS767, 1458 nucleotides. It is a transcript of the gene DUN1, whose product is annotated as serine/threonine protein kinase. Bases 1 to 1458 code for a protein of 485 amino acids. The record is from RefSeq and is a predicted model, not a curated record. Gene Ontology annotation, biological process: protein phosphorylation; mitotic DNA damage checkpoint signaling. Gene Ontology annotation, cellular component: nucleus. NCBI's taxonomy places the organism in Eukaryota, Fungi, Ascomycota, Pichiomycetes, Serinales, Debaryomycetaceae. Gene Ontology annotation, molecular function: protein serine/threonine kinase activity; protein binding; ATP binding. The transcript has 2 exons.